AUGACAGACAGAUCCGAAGACAAUUCAUCAAGCAGGCGCGGUGGUAAAAUCGUUCCUUCCAUUGACCCUAGAGAUGAUUUGAUAUUAGCAAAAAAGAAUUUCAAGUUAUAUGUAGGAAAUUUAAGAUAUAAUCUUUCGGAAGAGGACAUUAGACAAGUUUUUGCCCCAUAUGGAAAAGUUGUAUCUGUUAUCAUUCCACUUCAGCGUUCCGGUGUACGUCCAGGUUUCGCUUAUAUUCUCAUGGCAAAAGAAUCAGAAGGCAGAGCUGCAAUUGAAGCAUUAAAUGGAUUAGAAUUUAGAGGACGUCAACUUAAGGUUGAAGAAUUUAAAGAAGCUUCAGAGCGUCCCCCUCGUAGAGAUGAUUAUAGGCAAUCAAAUGGACAAUUUGAUGGCCAGCCUAGACUGGAAGAUGACAGAAAUUUAGAUCACUAG
Messenger RNA from Trichomonas vaginalis G3, 432 nucleotides. Its product is annotated as pre-mRNA cleavage required for polyadenylation. Gene Ontology annotation, molecular function: RNA binding. The record is from RefSeq and is a predicted model, not a curated record. Bases 1 to 432 code for a protein of 143 amino acids. Lineage: Eukaryota; Parabasalia; Trichomonadida; Trichomonadidae. The transcript has a single exon.